UUCCCGCUCUCCUCGCAAGGCUCUCGGUGACCUGCUGUCCCCUCUGCGUGGUUUGCCGCUACCAGUCUUGGUGUGAUUUCUGCUUGAUGAACCUCAGGGACAAGUAGUACAACAGGAGGAAGCUGCACACGAUGGCGACGAGGACGAGGUAGCUGAUGUAGAGAGGGUGGGAGUCCAGGUCCAGAGACUGGAUCACCUGCAACCAUGGAGAAACAGAUAUAAAAUGAAUGAUCUGACUCCACCAUCACCGCUCAGGAAGAUAAUUGCAGAGAUCAAGACAUAAUCAGCUUUCAAAGAUGCUUCAGCUAAUGAAACGUGCAGGUUAUCACGUCAAGCAAGGAUGUCUUGCCACCAGCUGGAAAAAUAAAAAUGGAAAACCAGAUUAAUUUCCAAGGGAUCAUUUUGAAAUUUUUCGUUCCUUAACGUCUUUUCCCCACCCCUUCCUGAAGCUUUUCCAAAGCCACAGAGACAGAAUGGGCUUGAAAGAAAAUAUCAACUACAAGCUCAUGUUCAGCAAAUCUCUCUCCUCUGGAAUGGAGUAAGUGGCUUUAACCUUGGUCACUUCUCAGCAGAACUGGGUGGCUGGACAUUGAGGAUAGCUCCAUGAACUCAAGAAGCACCAUCUCUUUGUCCUCUUGUUACCUCUCUUUCACGUCUGUAACACAGGUGAGAGAUGGGAUCCUGUGCUGCCUGUAGGGCUGGCAACUAAAUGCUUGGCAAGAACUUUGCUUGGUAGAGGGAACUGCGAAUUCAGAAAUGGCAACUGGAGCAGCUGAAUGACUAAGGCGCUGACUGAUUGCACAGACAAUACGAAUCUUAAUCAUGAUUGAAAUAAAAAUUAUUAUGACUUAAAUAAGACAAAAAGUCAAUUAAGAAAAGCUGGCUCAUACUCAGAGAUGGGCUUAGACUCAACUAACCACCCUGGAGAAGAUUAAACCGGACCCACCAGAAAGUGAAAAAGAAAAACAUAAAAGAGAGAACAUGUUGGCCCAUGGUGGAACCUCUCUUUAUAUUAUAAAAAAUGGACCCGGCAAAUACUUAAGGAUGUUUCAUUUCACAUAGAGAGUGGCCAGAUUAUGGGCAUUUUAGGAAACUCUGGAUCUGGGAAAACAACACUUCUGGAUGCAAUAUCAGGAAGACUGGGUCAGAAAGACAACCUCUUUGGUGAAGUGUAUGUGAAUGGGCGUCAGCUGAAGAAGGAACAGUUUAGAGAUUGCUUCUCUUAUGUACCACAGAGCGACACAUUGUUAAGCUUCCUCACCAUCCAAGAGUCUCUGACCUUCACUGCUUUACUAACUCUUCAGAAAUGCUCCAACGACUUAAUCAAAAAGAAGGUAGAUGCGGUCAUGGCUGAGCUGAGCCUCAGCCACAUUGCUGACAAAAUCAUUGGAAGCCGGAUUUUUGCAGGAAUUUCUGGGGGUGAGAAGCGUCGUGUUUCAAUUGCAGCCCAACUAUUACAAGAUCCUAAGGUCAUGUUGCUUGAUGAACCAACGACAGGGCUGGACUGCCUGACUGCAAACCAGAUUGUUUCGCUUCUCUCAGAUCUUGCACACAGAGGCAGGAUUGUGAUUAUUACAAUUCAUCAGCCCCGCUCAGAACUCUUCAGGUUAUUUGACAAAAUAGCCAUCAUGAGCUUUGGAGAAAUGGUUUUCUGUGGGAACCCUAUGGAAAUGAUCACAUUUUUUAGUGACUGUGGCUAUUCUUGUCCUGAGCAAUCAAAUCCUUUUGACUUCUAUGUGGAUCUGACAUCUGUGGACACUCGCAGCAAGGAACGUGAACUCGAAACCUACAGUAGAGUUCAGGUAAUUGUAACAGCCUACAAAAACUCAGAGAUCUUUAGCAAAGUGCUGGCCACCAUUGAAAGAACAAAGUGUAUGAAGGACCUGCCACCAAUACCAUUCAAAAACAAAGACUCACCCAGUACCUUUUACAAAUUAUGGAUUCUUUUACGGAGGAUAACAAAAAACUUCUCCAGAGAUAAGAUGGGCAUCACCAUGCGUCUCUUCCAGAAUCUGUUAUUUGGCUUGUUUGUAGCAUUUUUCCUUCUUCGAUUAACGAAUGACCUGUUAAAAGGAGCUGUGCAGGACCGUGUGGGGCUUGUCUACCAGUGCGUGAGUGCCCCCCCCUACACAGGGAUGCUCAAUGCUGUUGCCCUUUUCCUACCUUUACGUGCUAUCAGUGACCAAGAAAGUAAAGAUGGCUUGUAUAAGAAGUGGCAAAUGCUUUUAGCUUAUAUAGUACAUUUCCUGCCCUUCAGUGUCAUCAGCGCGGCAAUUUUCAGCACCUUUAUGUACUGGACUGUAGGGUUGCAUCCUGAUGCUUCCAGAUUUGGAAUUUUUUUUGCUGUUAUCUUGGCAACUCACAUCAUUGGUGAACUACUAACACUUGUUGUACUUGGUGUGGUUCAAAACGCACAGAUAGUCCAAAGCGGAGUGGUGCUACUUAAUUCAGCAGGUGUGAUAGUGGGAAGUGGAAUAGUAAGGACUAUCGAAGAAAUGUCGCCACCAUUUAAAAUUCUCAGUUAUCUUUCCUCUCAAAGAUACAGCAGUGAGGUGCUUAUAGUCAAUGAAUUUCAUGGCUUAAACCUCACAUGUGGUGGAGCCAACAGUUCCAUGUCAAUUAAUCCUAUGUGUAUUUUCUCCCACGGCACUGAGUUCAUUGAAAAACAGUUUCCUGGUGCAUUGUCCCGGUUCCACAUCAAUUUCUUAAUCCUCUAUGCUUUUGUACCAGGACUUGCCAUUAUAGCAAUCCUGAGCUUCAAAAUAAGAGAAAUAAUUAUUAGCAGGUAAUAAAACGUGGCAGUGCUAACAAUGUCUAAUACUACACUUGUAAACUGAUUAUAUUUGAAGGCUUAAAUGGAUGGAUUUUAGAUAGAAAUUUAAGUGAUUAUACAUUUAGAAACACAGUCACCUUCUCAUGUUUGUUUCUACCUCGAUGUUUUCAGUCUUGAAAAACAAUGUUCUCUUAAGAGUGUGAAUGGCUUCCUGCUUUUGGUAUUCCCACCUUAUACCCAAAUCACCCAAAUCAACAGCAUUAAAUGGUUUAAAGGACGUUUUGAAUUUAAAUUACUCCGUUGUUUCUGUCAAUUUUUAACAGUGUAUCAAUGGUACUCUAGUAUUUCUCACACUAUUUUGUUUUUUAAGCAUUACCAAUAAGCAAAGAGGUAUAAUUGCUAGUAAAUCUUGUAUGUUAACUCCUGUGCUUUGUUUUGAUACCAUUUUGGGGAUUUGUAGAAAUGAAAUCAACCAACUACAUGUAAAUAAAGACAGAAUCAAGAAAUCA
Columba livia (rock pigeon) is the source of this 3282-nucleotide messenger RNA. It is a transcript of the gene ABCG5, whose product is annotated as ATP binding cassette subfamily G member 5. Gene Ontology annotation, biological process: cholesterol homeostasis; transmembrane transport; cholesterol efflux. Lineage: Eukaryota; Metazoa; Chordata; Aves; Columbiformes; Columbidae. The record is from RefSeq and is a predicted model, not a curated record. Gene Ontology annotation, molecular function: ABC-type transporter activity; ATP hydrolysis activity; ATP binding. Gene Ontology annotation, cellular component: plasma membrane; apical plasma membrane; ATP-binding cassette (ABC) transporter complex. The transcript has 17 exons. Bases 1077 to 2789 code for a protein of 570 amino acids.